Molecule: messenger RNA, 387 nt
Organism: Colletotrichum godetiae
Lineage: Eukaryota; Fungi; Ascomycota; Sordariomycetes; Glomerellales; Glomerellaceae
Exons: 2
Coding region: 1-387 (128 amino acids)
Source: RefSeq, a predicted model, not a curated record
AUGUCCUCUACGUUCGGCAUCAGCAAAGUCAAGUCGUCAGAGCCCAAGUCACCCAUCAGCCAAGCCGUUUUAUCUACAUAUUCCUCUUCUUCACCACUCGCAAACAUGAAGGUCUCCGCCAUUCUCAUGAUCACCGCCGCUUCGGCCGCCCUCGCCGCUCCUGUUGCGGAGGCUAACGCCGAGGCCGCUCCCGCUCCUGCCCCUCAAGCCACACAGGGUUACACCAACUACGGAAAAUACGACUAUAGCCAGUACGGAAGCUACGGCAGCUACCCCCCGCCGGCCACAACCCCGAGCCCCACCCCGGUCCCUCAGACGUACAGUGCCUACGGCACUUACAAGGGCUACAAGCGCGCCGUCGACUGGGUGAAGAGCUGGUUCGAGUAA